Suillus subalutaceus is the source of this 960-nucleotide messenger RNA. RefSeq names its product 60S ribosomal protein L18A. Gene Ontology annotation, molecular function: structural constituent of ribosome. Bases 86 to 598 code for a protein of 170 amino acids. Gene Ontology annotation, cellular component: cytosolic large ribosomal subunit; ribosome. The record is from RefSeq and is a predicted model, not a curated record. Lineage: Eukaryota; Fungi; Basidiomycota; Agaricomycetes; Boletales; Suillaceae. The transcript has 5 exons. Gene Ontology annotation, biological process: translation.
CAAACAACUACCUCAAACCUUGGUGUAGAUAGCGGUCUCGCCCUCCUCGCCAACGUCAACGCCUCAAGCACAAGUCAAUCUCAAAAUGGGCCUUCAAGAAUUCCAGGUCGUCGGACGUCACUUACCCACUACGAAUGAGCCCAACCCUAAAAUCUAUCGCAUGCGCAUCUUUGCUCCUAAUGAUGUCGUUGCGAAAUCCCGGUUCUGGUAUUUCCUCAGGCAAUUGAAGAAGGUCAAGAAAGCCAGUGGUGAAAUCAUUGGUGUCAACGUUAUACAUGAGGCAAAACCUCUGAAGGUCAAGAACUUCGGUAUUUGGAUCCGCUACGACUCGCGAUCGGGAACCCACAACAUGUACAAGGAGUUCCGUGACCUCACCCGUGCUGAUGCAGUCAAAAGCCUUUACCAGGACAUGGCUGCCAGGCACCGUGCCCGCUUCCGGUCGAUCCACAUCCUCCGCGUUGUUGAGAUCGCUAAGUCUGAUGAUGUCCGCCGCCCCUACAUCAAGCAGCUCCUUACCCCCAACCUCAAGUUCCCUCUCCCUCACCGUGUUGGUAAAACUGCUGCGACAUUCGUUGCUAACCGCCCUUCCACUUUCUGAUUGUCUGUCACGAUGUGAAGGCGCCAUGGAGUAUGGAUUUGCUUGCAUACCUAAGUACGGGUUCAUAUGUAAAAUUUCUUCGUCCUGCAAUGGUCGAUAUUCACAUGCAUAUAUGACAUCCAUGCUCAUCAUUUCCAUCUUUUGCGAGAUCUGUAGGUGAUUCUACCUGUGGUUGACCACGGAGCACUCUGCAGUUGUUGUUCUAGUCGGCAUGAUCUCACAGUCAUCACACAUUUGUAACACGAUUAGGGCUCCUGCCUGAGCAGCUGUGGUACUCAUAUUCUCUCAAAUGCGGGAGACAUCUGUGGAUGGUCUCUGCUGGCCAGACAUAAUCUACGCCACUGUUAAUAAAGAUAGUGUGG